AUGGGGUACCAUGAUCACUUUGGCAGCUUUAAUGCGCCAAGCGCCGCCGAGAACAUCCUUUCUGAUCCAACCAUCCCAGAUAGAACACGAUAUGGCGCCCUUCGCAAGACCUCUGCGAAUGGGAAUCUCCAGGCAAUCAAGCUGGUGGAUCUUGAAAAGGCGCGAAUGAGCGGUGCCAAGCGGGAUGGAGGUAAACCGGGGAUGAAGCGUGAUGUUGACGCCACUGGGCACCGAAGAGCUUCUGGAGGGCGAAUCAGAGAACCAGAGAACCCCAGGCUUCUCCCCAGAAAGUUCGAUAACUGGAUUCUGGGGAAGAACCCCACGUUUUCGUCCGGGAACAUCAGCGGCACUCGCCUCCUCCAGAUGGAACUGUCUCCCCCACACAAGCAAGCCCCUCGAAUGCGUUUAGCUCCAACUUCCCCGACCUUUGCGCCCCCCACAGAUGCUCAAUAG
Molecule: messenger RNA, 453 nt
Organism: Trichoderma citrinoviride
Lineage: Eukaryota; Fungi; Ascomycota; Sordariomycetes; Hypocreales; Hypocreaceae
Exons: 2
Coding region: 1-453 (150 amino acids)
Source: RefSeq, a predicted model, not a curated record